Alnus glutinosa is the source of this 1346-nucleotide messenger RNA. Its product is annotated as GDSL esterase/lipase 1-like. Gene Ontology annotation, biological process: lipid metabolic process. Gene Ontology annotation, molecular function: lipase activity. The transcript has 5 exons. The coding region runs from base 100 to 1230 and encodes 376 amino acids. NCBI's taxonomy places the organism in Eukaryota, Viridiplantae, Streptophyta, Magnoliopsida, Fagales, Betulaceae. The record is from RefSeq and is a predicted model, not a curated record.
CUGUUGGACAAGUUGCAAUUUGCAUUUCUUGUUCCUUGAAUCAUCACCAAAUAUCAGCCUGAUUACGCCCAGACGCAGCCCCGAACGACAAGAAGAUCGAUGGCAACGCUCACAAAGAUAUACGCCUUAUGUGCCGUGUUACUGGCUUUCCUCUUCACUUUCUUGAACUCUGCUCAGUUGGAUGGCGGCAAGCUAUGUCUGCCAGAAAAACAUGCUUCCUUAUUCAUCUUUGGGGAUUCCUUAUUCGAUGCUGGAAACAACAACUAUAUCAACACCACUACCGAUUUUCAGGCAAAUUUUGGCCCGUACGGUGACACCUUCUUUAAGUACCCGACCGGUAGAUUUUCCAAUGGUCGUCUAAUCCAAGAUUUCAUUGCUGAGUAUGCAACGUUGCCGUUAAUUACACCGUAUUUACAUCCUGGUUAUCAUCGUUAUAUUGAUGGGGCAAACUUCGCAUCAGGAGGAGCCGGUGCUCUUGUUGAAACUCACCAAGGAUCGGUGAUAGACCUAAAGACUCAACUGAGUUAUUUCAAGAAUUUGGCGAGGUUGUUUGGGGAAAAACUAGGCCAUGCAGAAGCCAAGACAUUUCUAGGUAGAGCAGUUUAUUUAAUUAACAUUGGAGGCAACGAUUAUUUAGUCCCUUUCAAUUCCAAUUCCACUGUGCUUCAAUCCAUUUCUCGAGAAGAAUAUGUAGAUAUGGUGAUUGGCAACUUGACAAUUGUGAUCAAAGAAAUAUAUAAGGAGGGAGGAAGGAAAUUCGGGUUUCUGAGCAUGCUGCCAUUGGGUUGUUUACCAUUCACGAAAGUACUAAAACCGGGAAAUACUGGUGCAUGCAUAGAGGAAAUUACAGCACUAGCAAAACUACAUAAUAAAGCACUUCCUAAAGUCCUCCAGAAGCUAGAGCGUCAGCUCAAUGGAUUCAGAUAUUCAAUUGCCGAUGGGUACACUGCUUUUAGUGAAAGAAUAAAUAACCCUUCAAAAUAUGGGUUCAAGGAAGGGAAGAUUGCAUGUUGUGGAAGCGGUCCAUACAGAGGAAUACUGAGUUGUGGAGGAGUGAGGUCAGUGAAAGGGUAUGAAUUAUGUGAGAAUGCUAGUGAAUAUGUGUUCUUUGACUCAGCUCAUCUGUCUGAAAGGGCAAACCAACAAGUGGCUAAGCUAAUGUGGAGCGGAACUUCUAAUGUUACUGGAGCUUACAAUCUCAAAGAUCUGUUUGAACUCUCACCAAUGUAAGAUUUGAUAAGGAACGAUCGAUCUAGCGACUCAUAAAUGUUGUCGAUCUAUAAAAUAAAAAUAAACGAACGAGGAAGAAAAAAGGUAAUAAAUAUGUUGUGUAAUUCAAAUCCUCA